Molecule: messenger RNA, 1431 nt
Organism: Hibiscus syriacus
Lineage: Eukaryota; Viridiplantae; Streptophyta; Magnoliopsida; Malvales; Malvaceae
Product: probable cinnamyl alcohol dehydrogenase 1
Exons: 6
Coding region: 95-1138 (347 amino acids)
Molecular function (GO): oxidoreductase activity, acting on the CH-OH group of donors, NAD or NADP as acceptor; zinc ion binding
Source: RefSeq, a predicted model, not a curated record
CGCUGUGUUUGAAUCCCACGAGGUUGCCUUCUUUUCUGUUUCAUUGAUAAAUCUGUGUGUGUGUGUGUGUAUUUUAUUGUGGUUUAGUUGAGCAAUGGAUUGCCUUGGCUGGGCUGCUAAAGAUCGAUCUGGAGUUUUAUCACCGUACAAAUUCAAGCGCAGGCCUGUUGGAAGUGACGAUAUUUCCAUAAAGAUUACUCAUUGUGGAGUUUGCCAUGCUGAUGUUGUUUGGACCAGGAAUUUGCUUGGGAAUUCAAACUAUCCUGUGGUGCCAGGGCAUGAGAUUGCUGGUAUUGUGAAGGAGGUGGGUUCGAAUGUUCAACGGUUCAAGGUCGGUGAUCCGGUUGGAGUGGGAACUUAUAUCAACUCAUGCAGAGACUGUGAGUAUUGCAAUGAUGGCUGGGAAGUUCAUUGUGAGAAAGGGACUCUUUUCACGUUUAAUGCUAUUGAUGCGGAUGGAACUGUCACAAAAGGUGGAUAUUCCAGCUCUAUUGUUGUCCAUGAAAGGUACUGCUUCAAAAUACCAAGCGACUAUCCUUUGGCUUCAGCAGCACCUCUGCUUUGUGCUGGGGUCACUGUUUAUACACCAAUGGUCCUCCAUAACAUGAACCAACCCGGAAAAUCUUUAGGAGUGAUUGGGCUCGGCGGUCUCGGUCACAUGGCGGUGAAGUUUGGUAAGGCUUUUGGGUUGAAUGUAACGGUUCUUAGCACAAGCAUAUCCAAGAAAGAGGAGGCCCUGAACCUGCUUGGUGCAGACAAAUUUGUCGUCUCUUCUGAUCACCGGCAGAUGAGGAGCCUAUCAAGAUCGUUGGACUUUAUAAUUGACACUGCAUCUGGCAAUCAUCCAUUUGAUCCCUACUUGUCACUUCUGAGGCCCGCUGGUGUUUAUGCCCUUGUUGGGUUCCCAAGUGAAAUCAGAUUCAGCCCCGGAAGCCUUAAUCUGGGUAUGAGAACUUUUACGGGAAGCGUGACAGGGGGAACAAAAAUAAUUCAAGAGAUGAUAGACUUUUGUGCUGCUCAAAAAAUUUACCCACAGAUAGAGGUAAUACCAAUCCAGUAUGCCACUGAAGCUCUUGAAAGGCUGGUAAAGAGGGAUGUUAAGUACCGCUUUGUCAUCGACAUCGAGAACUCCCUGUAAUACACUAAACGUAUCAUGACCCCCAUUGAUCUUGCGUGGUCGGCUUCCACUUCAAAUAUUUGCUGAAUAAAUGGCAAUAUUGCCACUGAAAAUUGUUAUGUAGUCUUGAGUUUUGAUUAAGUACCGCUUUGUCAUCGACAUCGAGAACUCCCUGUAAUACACUAAACGUAUCAUGACCCCCAUUGAUCUUGCGUGGUCGGCUUCCACUUCAAAUAUUUGCUGAAUAAAUGGCAAUAUUGCCACUGAAAAUUGUUAUGUAGUCUUGAGUUUUGAUCAAGACAGUUUCUGUUGAA